GAGGUGUCGCUGCAGUAUCUCUCUUCUCUGGCAACCCGCUUGCUUUCACUUUGCGUUUUUUAUUAUUUCCUCGCUUUUUUACCGCGUUUCCGUGAAAAAUACUGGCAGGAAAGAUGUCUUUUGGCGACGUGAAUACACCCAAGGGCCUUGGUGAGCUCAACAAACACCUGGCAGCGAACAGCUACGUGGUUGGGUACACUCCAUCCAAGGCGGAUUUGUCGGUAUUUGAGGCCCUCGGGAGCAAUCCCGGCGAGAAGUUCGUGCACGUCCAGCGCUGGUACCGUCACAUUGCCUCUUACACGCCGGCGGAGCGCAGCAAGUGGGGCGGUCAGGCUGUUCCUCAGGUGUCCGGAGGGCAGCCCACUGUGGCAAGCAAGGCGGCGGACGAUGACGAUGAUGUGGACCUGUUCGGAUCGGACGAGGAGGAUGAUGCCGAGGCGGAGCGCCUUAGGGAGGAGCGCGUGAAGGCGUAUUCGGAGAAGAAAUCAAAGAAGCCAGCCUUGAUCGCCAAGAGCUCAAUUCUGCUGGAUGUGAAGCCGUGGGACGAUGAGACUGACAUGGCGAAGAUGGAGGAACUGGUGCGCACCAUCGUGAUGGACGGCCUCGUGUGGGGCGCCUCGAAGCUCGUGCCCCUCGCGUACGGCAUCCGUAAGCUGCAGAUCAUGUGCGUGAUCGAGGAUGAGAAGAUUUCCGUGGAUCUUCUGCAAGAGAAGAUCCAGGAGUUUGAGGACUUUGUCCAGUCCGUCGACAUUGCCGCCUUUAACAAGAUCUAGGAAUGAUGAGAUGCUCAUUAAAGAUGCUCUUGCUGCACAGAAAUUUAA
Molecule: messenger RNA, 821 nt
Organism: Phlebotomus argentipes
Lineage: Eukaryota; Metazoa; Arthropoda; Insecta; Diptera; Psychodidae
Gene: eEF1beta
Product: probable elongation factor 1-beta
Exons: 2
Coding region: 114-773 (219 amino acids)
Biological process (GO): translational elongation
Cellular component (GO): cytosol; eukaryotic translation elongation factor 1 complex
Molecular function (GO): translation elongation factor activity; guanyl-nucleotide exchange factor activity
Source: RefSeq, a predicted model, not a curated record